This is a messenger RNA of Coprinopsis cinerea okayama7#130, 1662 nucleotides long. RefSeq names its product aldehyde dehydrogenase. The record is from RefSeq and is a predicted model, not a curated record. The transcript is spliced from 10 exons. Lineage: Eukaryota; Fungi; Basidiomycota; Agaricomycetes; Agaricales; Psathyrellaceae. Gene Ontology annotation, molecular function: aldehyde dehydrogenase (NAD+) activity. Bases 71 to 1573 code for a protein of 500 amino acids.
CUGAUUCCUCGACUUUCCCUCUUCUCUGCCUUUUGACUUUGCUUCUUCUCCCGGACUUCGUUCAACUACGAUGCCUUCUACCUUUUCGUACCAGUGGGAUACCCCUGCCUACAAGGGCAAGACUGAGUUCAACACUGGUCUCUUCAUCAACGGCCAGUUCGUCGAUGGAUCCAACAAGACCACCAUCGAUGUCGUCAAUCCGACCAACGGGAAAGUGAUCACCUCUAUCUCUGAGGGUGUCGAGAAGGAUGUCGAUCUCGCUGUUGAAGCUGCGCAGAAGGCGUUCGAGACCACUUGGGGUCUUAAUGUAUCUGGCUCUCAGCGCUCGGAACUCCUCUGGAAACUCGCCACUUUGAUGGAACAGCACCAUGAAGAGCUCGCGGCUAUCGAGGCUACGGAUAACGGCAAGACUUUCGCCUGGGCCAAGGGAACCGAUGUUGCUUUCUCGAUUAACGUCAUCAAGUACUUCGCGGGAUGGGCUGACAAGAUUACUGGUCAAACUAUUGAGACCGACGAGAGGAAGCUCAUUUACACUCGCCAUGAGCCCAUCGGUGUCGUUGGCCAGAUCAUUCCCUGGAACUUCCCUCUCCUCAUGUUGGCAUGGAAGAUCGGCCCCGCGCUCGCCACCGGAAACACCAUCGUCCUCAAGCCCUCCGAAUUCACCCCCCUCACCGCCAUCCGCAUGUGCUCGCUCAUCCAAGAAGCUGGCUUCCCUCCCGGCGUGGUCAACAUUGUCACCGGCUACGGUAACACCGUCGGAGCAGCCAUUUCCUCCCACCCCAAGAUCGAGAAGGUCGCCUUCACCGGCAGCACCCUCGUCGGCCGCAAGAUCAUGGAAGCCGCUGCGAAGAGCAACCUCAAGAACGUCACUCUCGAGUUGGGAGGCAAGAGCCCCAACGUCAUCUUCAACGAUGCUGAUAUCGACCAGGCUGUAAACUGGGCUGUUCACGGACUCUUCUGGAACCACGGCCAAGCAUGCUGCGCUGGCUCUCGUAUCUUCGUCCAGUCCGGAAUCUACGACGAGUUCUUGAAGCGAUUCACUGCCAAGGCUGCUGCUAUCCGGGUUGGCGAUCCUUUCGGCGUCGAAGUCGACCAGGGUCCUCAAGUUUCUCAAAUUCAAUACGAUCGUAUCAUGGGCUACAUCGAUUCUGGCAAAGCCGACGGCGCCACCGUCCAUCUCGGAGGCAAGCGUCAUGGUCAAGAAGGCUACUUCAUCGAGCCCACGAUCUUCACCGACGUUAAGCCCGAUAUGAAGAUUGUCCGGGAAGAGAUUUUCGGUCCUGUUGGUGUCUUGAUCAAGUUCGAAGACGAGGCCGAUGUCAUUCGACAGGCCAACGAUACAGUCUACGGUCUCGCCGCUGCCGUCUUCAGCCAGAACAUCAAUCGCGCGAUUGAAACUGCCCACAAGAUGCAGGCUGGUACUGUCUGGGUCAACUGCGCCAACCAGCUGCACGCCAACGUACCCUUCGGAGGCUUCAAGCAGUCCGGUAUUGGUCGUGAACUUGGAGAAUACGCCUUGCACAAUUAUACCAACGUCAAGGCUGUCCAUGUCAACAUCGGCCACGUCAUGUAAAAGAAGAACAGGAAUAGGAAGUUGUAUUUCUAGGUUUAGGAUGAUGUAUCAUAGCUCACCCACUCAAAAGUCGAAAUUCAUUUGUAUUU